CAGCGCAUGCGCAGCUUUUCUCUCCCCCACAGUUUGGGAAGGGCAGCGAUGACUCCGGCCUUGACCAGCUGGGAAGUGAAUACUAAUUUUGUGGAUUUCAACAUUCCUUCCGUAUUUCUAACUUCAAGAUGCCGCUCACAGCUGUGUCGACUCCAACAAUAGAAGGAAAAUGAAAUCAGAGCAUCACAGAACUGAAAUCUAAGCAGGAACAGGCUCAGGAGGAAACUCAGAGCUUCAUUUCAACCCUCCCCUAUAGUGAAACUUUGUGUGUGGGCGAGAGAGAUGCAUUUCCUGUUGCUGUUCAGCCGUCAGGGGAAGUUACGGCUGCAGAAAUGGUUCCUGCCCCUCCCGGAGAGAGACAGGAAAAAGAUUGUGAAGGACAUGACCACUAUGAUGUUGGCACGGAAACCACGCACAUGCAACUUCCUGCACUGGAAGGAUCUGAAGAUUGUCUAUAAGAGGUACGCCAGUCUGUAUUUCUGCUGUGCUUUGGAGAACCAGGAUAAUGAACUUCUGGCUUUAGAGAUUCUGCACCGUUAUGUGGAGCUACUCGACAAAUACUUUGGCAAUGUAUGUGAGCUGGACAUCAUCUUUAACUUUGAGAAGGCUUAUUUCAUCCUGGAUGAGUUUCUGAUGGGUGGAGAGAUUCAGGAGACGUCCAAGCUGUCUAUUGCGAAGUCUAUAGAGGCCUCCGAUAUGCUGCAAGAGACGAUGGAAGAAUACAUGAGCAAACCAGCCUUCUGACAGCAGCUGACGUGAUACAAUGUGACAAAAAGGAAAGAAACCUGCCUCCGCAGUGUAUGUUGUGUCCUUCAAUCAGGACACAAUUUUCAUUGCAAGAAGUUAUAGACUUUAUUCAUGAGGGCUGCAUAUUUUUUUUCUUAUUUAUUGUUUUUUUUUUCUUCUCUGUGCUUGUAUGAACAUCAAAUGAACUCAAAUUUUAAUGUAACUGAAUCAGGGUUCAUGUUGUGUUUUUGAAUAGGUUAUGUCUGGUCAACUUAUAAAAAAAUAAAUGUAAUGCAGAAUUUCUAUGAUGGCUCCAGCAUGCAUGUACACAUGCAACCAUAGAUUUAACCGAU
Messenger RNA from Sinocyclocheilus rhinocerous, 1079 nucleotides. RefSeq names its product AP-1 complex subunit sigma-3-like. Gene Ontology annotation, cellular component: membrane coat; AP-1 adaptor complex. Gene Ontology annotation, molecular function: clathrin-cargo adaptor activity. Gene Ontology annotation, biological process: intracellular protein transport; vesicle-mediated transport. Lineage: Eukaryota; Metazoa; Chordata; Actinopteri; Cypriniformes; Cyprinidae. The record is from RefSeq and is a predicted model, not a curated record. The transcript is spliced from 6 exons. Bases 283 to 744 code for a protein of 153 amino acids.